Molecule: messenger RNA, 4150 nt
Organism: Tuber aestivum (summer truffle)
Lineage: Eukaryota; Fungi; Ascomycota; Pezizomycetes; Pezizales; Tuberaceae
Source: the annotation of a GenBank genome assembly
GCGCAUUUCACAGGCCCCCCCCCUGAACUGGUAAUCCAGAGCUGUCGUGACGCCCGCCUCUGUGCUUUACAGCUGCCAUUACGCUGCCCGAGAGUGACGAGGACUGAGACACUUGAAAGCCGGCUUCUUGACAAGGUCUGCUGGAGUCAGCUGAAUGCAUGCAAUUUCGCCCCUGCUGUUAAAAAAACGAUAUCCAAUUUCAGCGAUUCCCCUCUGUCUCUCUGCUCGACUGCAUCUUCGUCUCCCGUGACAACGUCCCUGAACGACGGCAUCGUCUAACGGCUACAAGCAUUGCCCUAGCCUUCUGGACUGCAGAAACCGAAAAGACAGUAUCAUGGAAGACAGAACAAAUUCGAUUCGACAUCCGCCUUUUCAAGGAACACUUCCUCCGCCUAAUGGAAUGCAUUCCUAUGACCCGGGUAUGAACAAUCCCUCGUCGGCUUCGCUUUCGGGCACCGCGAGCGGCCAGAGUCAACAUAUGGGUAUCAAUAAUCCAAAUCACGCUUCCUUUCAGCCAUACAAUUCGAACUCUGUUUCCCCCGGCCCUUCUCGUGACGGGCAAAUGCCUUCACCAUCUGCUGGAACGCCAAUGCAUCCGGGUCAGGUAAUGACCGGAACACAGAAAAGGGCUUAUCGACAGCGGCGGAAGGAUCCUUCUUGCGAUGCUUGUAGAGAGCGCAAAGUCAAGGUCUAAAUUUUUCUUCUUCUUGCUUCCUACUCGAGAUCUCUUGGAUUUACCUUCACGAUCCCCCGAACCGAGCCUUAUAUUAGAUAGAUAGAUAAGCUUACUUUUUACUCUUUUGGGCAAACAGUGCGAUGCCACAGACGUUGCGAGUUGCUCUGAAUGUGCUUCAAGGAACGUCAAAUGUCAAUUCACCAAAGAGACGAACCGUCGCAUGUCAUCGAUAAAGUAAUUCUAGUUUCCCCGUGCUGGUGUUCGGAGCAUAGGGUGCUAACGGCCGUUGGUGAAGACAGGUGCAGGAUCUCGAGAAGCAGCUACUCGCAGCAAAGGAACAGAUUCGAAAGCUUCUGAAUGGGCAGCAAGCAAAGGAGAACAUGUUAGAGAGUGGAGGCGUAGAUGGCAACGCUCCAGAUAUACCUAUCGCGGUUCCUGACCUAAACUCGAAUCCACAAAGGCGACCUCGGCCACCGGUUACCCAGGAUUUAACUGAUGUUCGGGCACACCUCCGUAAUUACAGUCGAGGUGUUUUCAAGCCUCCACCACCCUAUAGACAGGUUGGGUUCCAAUCCAAUUUUUCUCCACCACUUCCAGAGCUUCCUCCACAAUCAGUCGCGGAUGCUAUUUUGGCUCAAUAUUAUCAGACGAUACAUUCAGUCAUCCCAAUUCUUCAUUGGCCGCAGUUUGUGCAACGUUACGAUGAGGUCCGGAAGCAAGGCGAUUUGUCGGGGGUCCCGCCCUAUUGGGGAUCGGUGCUGUUUGCCGUGUUUGCUUGCGGUCUGCUCUAUACCGUGGACCCGCAGAUAAAAGCCAAUUAUCCCGACAACGGAAGAUCAUUUAUUGGAUAUUCUCGGCAAUUGACGGAUUUAUUUAACGACGAAUUUACGAUAGACCAUGCUCGAUCGGCCUUACUCACAAGUAUUUUCCUCACCGAGCUAAAUUGCAAAUCCGCUGCUUGGACUUGGUUGGGCUCGACCGUUAGAAUUGCGCAAGACAUAGGGCUGCAUCGGGAGAGUGGGCCAUGGCCGGUUGUUGAAGGAGAGAUGCGUCGCCGGGUUUGGUGGGGAAUAUAUGUGUGGGAUCGGUAAGUUGCCAUCAUUACCGGGAUACGUGGGAGGUUCUAGUUGAAGUUUCUGGGUGCUGAUAUCUCUUUGACAGGCUUUUAUCUGUUGAGCUCGGACGAGUCCUGCUGAUCGAAGACCAGGAUUGCGAUAUUUCUUUACCUUGUGCCCUUGAUGAUCAUUUCAUCUACGAUGAGGGCCUGUUGGUACCUAAUGGUUCAUCACAACAACCUGCAAAUUUCCUUCUGACAACUAUUCACGUGGUUCGUCUUAUCGGACCAUUGUUGAAAAACCUUCAGGCACCUGUCAUAUCUCCACAAAAUCUGGCCUGCUUUGAUACUCACUUCACAUCAUGCUUGUCGGCAUUCCCUGCUAAUUGCCAUAUUAACCACCCCAACCCUCUUGAGCCCCGACACCUAUCACCUAUAUUCCACCUUCAAAACUGCCGGUUGGUGCUUCAUCGCCAUAAUUUGUCCACGCUAUGUCCCUUUGAGGCUCGCGUAGCAGCCUUGGACUCUUGCGUCUCGGCUGCCAAGGACACAGUUCAUUUCCUAUCUCGUGUCAUGCAGUGCGACUAUGGUGCAGGAUGGCAGAACAUGAUAGCAACCUGCGCAUCUACAAUGAUUUGCACUCAUAUCUGGCGUUGCUCGCUGUUCUUAUGUUUCCGUGGAUUUUAUAACGAGGCCCUUGUAUGCGUACAAGUUAGCAACGCGAUCGGCGAAAUAAGGGAUGUAAAUGUUGCCUGUGGCAGGAAUCUUUACGGUUUCCUCCGGUUAUUGAUGGAUAAGCUCGAUGCAGGAGUUAAUUUGGAACAUGAUGAAGGGAUGAUGGCAUUGGUUUCUGGGGAUGUUCAAGGAAGCACGGAAUCCUCGUGGGUAUGGAAUGGAAGUGAGACAGGGCAGGCUUUGAACCAUGGCACUCCGGAUCAUGAGGCCCCUGUGACCAAUGGCAAAGACUAUCCUCAUACUAAUGGCCACGGAGAGCCUCCUGCAAGCCUUUCAAGAGAGGAAGCGGCUGAUUGGGGUGGAUGGUCCCGAUUGGAGAGGAUGCUUCAGGAUCUGGCCCAUGAUAAGGUUGCAAGAGGGCAACAUGCUCAGCAACAACUCCAGCAGCAGCAACAGCAACCGCCACCCCCGCAUCAACAACAACAACACCAGCUUGCGCCAGUGCCUUGGAAUGGAGGAGUGGGGGGGUCUGGUCGAUCGGCUCCAGCGCCAACGGCAUCGUCCCGGAUUUCCAUUGCCAAUAUCAUAUAAUUCAGUCAUGCUUUUUUGGAUGAAGGGGCAAUUUUUGGGGCCUCUUUAGUUUUGGGGAUGGGGGAACAGGGGGUUGGCGUCAAGCGGGGUGGGUGCAAUGAUUUUCGAAAUGUCCAAUAUGGAGUGGGUUGGUUAUUGUGCAUGUCUUUUCUCUUUUUAAUUUUGGUGGAUGGUUUAUCUAUCAGCGAGGAGACAAGGGACAUGGGACGCACGCGUAUAGGCUGGGGAGAGAGGGGGGGGCAUUGAAACAGCAAAGCGACGAUCCACCUGGCCACGUUUCGGUUUUGCGGGAUUUGUUUUCAUUUCCUUUUGCUAUUUCCUUAUGAUUCCGGUUCGACUACGUUUUUUUUCCCCUGUUCUCUCUGGUUUUCCUUUUUUGGCGGGGUGCUUUUCCUACUAUAUCCGUAUUUCUUGUCUCGUGUAUUCCCAAUCAUGUCCGGGUUUGCUUGCGCUCUGCUUUUAUUUGUCUUUUGGAUUUCUCAUUCCCAGAUUCCGGUCUCCCAUUUGGCAAGUCCGUCUAUCCAUCCAUUUUCUCUUCCUUCGCGGUUUGCGCGUGGGUCCCGUUUCUUGCUUCUAACCAAAUGGUGCGGUAAGUACUUUUCUUCUUUUUCUCUCCAAUUUUCGAAUACCUUUUAUGCGCCGGUGGGGUUGGUGGGAAUUUGUUUUUUUCUGAGCAAAAAAAAAUAUGGUGGCUGCUGUCUUUUCUCCCUUUCGCGCUAUUGAACACUAUUUCUGUUUUUUUUUUGAAUUUGGUUCGAUUCGAUUUUUCUUCCUCCGAGGGUCAUGUAUAUAUAUCGGUAUCUAGACCCCCCCCCCUCCUCCUGACCUCCCUCCAUCUGUCACUACCCUCUUUGGCCAAACACCAACGUUGACGUCGAUACGCCUAACCGUACGUAUCCUGUACUUUUAGAAAUAUUUAAAUUUCAGUUUCUCUCUCCCUCUGUUAUCCCCCUGUCACACUGCUUGCUUGAUUCUUGUUUGAUGCUUGCUACUCGAGUGGUGGUUAUCUGGUUAUCCUAUCGUAUCUUUCCCUUUUUUUUCCUUACCCCUGACUUAUUCUGCGAAAAAGGGAGGGCUUUUGAUGUUUUUUUGUUUGCACUCGGUUUAUUGAACACCGUAUUUUGAUAGUCAAAAUUGAACUACCGGUAUGAUAA